Amoebophrya sp. A120 is the source of this 4418-nucleotide messenger RNA. The record is from the annotation of a GenBank genome assembly. NCBI's taxonomy places the organism in Eukaryota, Dinophyceae, Syndiniales, Amoebophryaceae.
AGGCCAGAAAACUACGUACGAACAAGAUUUCUACUUGUAGCCUGUAAUGUAAUUUCCCCUAACACCUUACCAGAAGCCUGUGGCGUUUCUUGAUCACUCGUUGUUUUCCAUCUCCUCUUUGCUGGUCGGCAGUUACUCGGUCUGCUUAUGCGGUACGAAUACUUAACAAGGAGGUGAUAUGGAACUGUCAGGAUCGAAAUUGACAAAAUCGAAAAAUUUGUGAUGCAUGAAAUGCACGACGCGAAAUACGUGUGUUGCAUAGCAGGCAAGUGAGGCCGAUUGUAAGCCUGUUUGGGGUAAUAGCUCGAGCUGCUAAAGCAGCAUGAGAGAAUCAGUCUUCUCGGCCUAAACAGCAUUACAAACUGGAUUUAGGCACCGCCAGAAUUUGUGAUGCGCCACUUAGAAACUGGGUUCGAACUGGAAUCCAUUUUAUGCAUGGCAAAUCAUUUCGAUUUUGUCAAUUUCGAUUCUGACACUCCCAUAGGUGAUCUUCAUCUUUUCGUCGUUGUAAAAAUCACAGUGAGUACAACUGCUACAACAGCAUGAGAAGUAAAAGCUCUACGUCUACCACCGUGUGGCUCCUGUCGCAACUGGUUAUUUGGUGGCUCAGUAUUUUUACCAGUUGCGAUUUUUAUUUGGAGGAGUUGUUCGGCUUAGGACCUAUUUUUCCAACCCCUUAUAAUUUGAAGUUGAACUUAGAUUUUUCCGAAAAUAACCAUCGCAAAAAUCCUGAACGUCUUCACAGCAAAAAUUUCGUUGCAGCCUACACUCUGAAAUUGACCAAGGCAUCAACAUCAACCACCGGCGGUGACCGCGACGGUACUAAAAAUCCAGGAGUGCAGCAUGCCGACGGUCGUACCGAACCACUCGAACGUCGAGCGACGCCGAGUCAAGACCUUGAGGACCAAGUCCCCGAUUUCCAAGGGCAGCAUUUCUUUCAACAGGACGAUGGGAAAGUGAGUCGGAGAAGUUAUGAUCUUCCCGAAGUAGAUGUAGACAUGGAGCCUCGUCGUGGUCCACCUGAAGUAGUAGGAUUUCUUGGCGGUCGUGAAGAAGAUGUUGACCACCUCGUCGCUGCGCCAGCUGCGGGCAAGGAUAGCACGGCCACGGCAUCUUCGCUCCUGAAACAAGAAGCAAGUGGAGUUGUUGCUGGCACGAGGAGAACUAGAACUACAAGCGACACCAGAAAGAAAGACACUUUAUUGUUGGAGAAGCAAAGCGCGUCGACGGGGUGCGGCGACAAGGAUCAUGAAGAAGUAGACCAGGACGAGGAGCCGGUGGGUGAACAUCAACUGUGGAACGAUAAAGAUCGAGAUCCUAACAAGGCUGAGGAGCUGAUGCAAAAUCAAAACGUGGACGAGGAUAAAGCUCCAGCAGCUCUGUUGGAAGCGGGAGGUGGAACAACUGCGAGAAGAUCGGAAGUUGUAGAGAGCGAAGUAAAAACCACGAAAACGACCACGUUCACUUACGCGUACGAAUGUGAACCAGAUACACACGACUGGAACGGCGUUAGCGGAACGCAAAAAGACAAACUUGGGGAAGAGCCUGGUUGCUGGGCUGGCGGAUGCUAUCACGUGCGCAACGAGUGGAAAGAAUGGACGAACGUUCCACCAAAUGGGGAAUGGUUGCCUAUCACAUGGGAAAUAAACACAGUUUCACUAGAGAGGCUUCAGUGCCUGCAGACUUUAGUUUCGUAUGUGGGAUGAUAAGACACGACUGGCAUUUGGUUCAUUUCUGGUGUGGGUGUGGCUCCAGGUUCAGUAUGUUGCAUGAAAGGCAACGCAGAAUCAAUUUUAGACAGCUGCGAGCACCGCACCUCCAGCAAGGUCAACAUGUCGAGCCAUGAGAUCCUGGUCCCUAUGUACUUAGAGCGCGCUGGUCCCACCUAUGUCGUGAGAGCGUGUUCUUCAAAAAGAAACAAAGAGCAGUGGUCCUCGAACAAAGAGGUGAAGGUUCUUCGCGAUCAGCGGAACAAACAGGUCGAAGGUAAAUCCAACGCUUUGAUGUUGAUGGCAGCGGGCUUUGCUUGGCCUGGGGAGAGCUGUGUUUAUUUUUUCAGGUUGAUGGUACCGGACCGAACGGUUUGCAACACAGACCCGAGCACUUCCAAAACUUACACCUCUGCGGCGGGGUUUCAGCGGCAGGAAAGGACGUGCUGGUUCAAACAUUGCAAAGAGGAUGUUAGGGCAAAGCACUGCUUCAAUGAUCACACGUGCCAUAAGGAUGGAGACGAAAAGGUGAUAAAGCAACGGCGCACCUGGACCUGCAAGAUUCCGGAUUGCGUUACCCGGUGGAAGAUCGAGCUUGCAUUACGUACAAGUCGGAUGAGAAGUACCCGAGUGUGUUUUUGUGCACGACGAAUAUAUAAUACUAUGGUGUACUAGCUGCGCCAAGCUUCCCAAGAAAGAAUUGUGCCGCUGUAUUUUGAGUGCAUGCAAUUAUCAAGAACGUGAUUGACAAGUAGCCUCUCCGAGGGGUCGUGAUCGAGUAUAGACUUUUGCUUUGUACGUAAUUCAAGAAGAUUUUGACUGCAUGCGCGUCAACAUCAACGCAGACGGGGUUCCGGAGGCGGAGGAAAAGCCCUCUGACAUGACUUCCGCGGCUAUCAAAUGCAAAUACAUCAUCUGGGCCUGGAGGUGGAAUGCGAGUUUUAGUUUUUGCCAUGCUGUUCUUGCAUGACAUACAGGGUCUUGUGUGCACCCCCCCUAGCAAGAACAAGAAGACAUGUUUGAAAUGGCUUUCGCAAUGCCUAAUCCGCAUGACAAAUCGCCUCCUUCGAUGACACGCAGUGGGCAAAUUUUGCUGUCCAUGCAUGACUGACUUCUGUGUCAUCUCAGAUGCGUGGCAUAACAAGUUUGUACUUUUCCAGGCCCCGAGGACAUAUUUGCAAUGCACAGUGGCGCCAGAGGAGCAAUCCGAUUUGGAUGACAUGUUGAACACGGAGAACCCCUCGGAAAGUACCACACCCAACCCGUCUGAGGCGCCGGAAGAUGGUGCGGGUAGUGGUGCAGGCGCAGCUGUCGUCUCUAGUACCGACGCCGGCGCCGGUGCCACGGCCGCCGCGGAUGCAGCCGACCCUGCCGCCAAUGCGAGCAAUGCGGGGUUCUAUCAAAUGUAAAAAUGUCUGGGUCUGGAAGUGUCAUGCUGUUUUUGCAUGACACAGAAGGUCUGGCAUCGAAGCUCUAGCGUCGCAGGUUUCGAGAAGCUUCCGCAAUGCCGAAUCCGCAUGACAAGUCCCUCACUUUUCUGACAGAAAGCUGGCAGCUUUUGCUACGUAUGCAUGACAGACUUUUCUGUGUUGUGCAAUACGCAUUACAAGUCGCAUUCUUCCAGACCCAGACAUUUUUACAUUUGAUAGGUUCACUUCCGAAGCAAUCGCGGGAAUGAUCGGGGGCGCGGUGCUGGUGGUCGUGCUUUGUGGCGUCGUUGGGGCGUAUUGCCGAAGUGGUCACUAUCCCGUGAAAAAACGUCCUCAUCCCAUAGUUGUCAUGCACUUCUGCAUGCCAAAAACGUUUCUCAUGCGGACCCCUAUGAGAAGCAUUCUCUGUUCGUGUUUUGCAAUCUGUGAUGCUAGAAUCAGCAUGCUAUGCUAGAUCUGUGAUGCUUCUGAACUAGCUAGACAGGAUGACACUAGUACGAGGACAAACUUGUCAUGCCAAACAACCAAAGCUGGUUGAUUUGUCUAGCAGAUCUCCCAUCUUGACGCUGGUGUGGGGACGUCUUUCAUCAGGAUAGUCACCACGACGAGCUUUACUACGACGACGGCGGGGGCUACUACGAAGGAGACGGUGGUGGAGACAUGAUGGGGUACGGCGGACCACCCGGAUACGGGGGCUUUGACGACGGGGGGUAUGGAAGCUACCGGCCCUCGGCUAUGCGCCCCAGCAAGGGGAUGGGCGGGAAGAUGAGCAAGGGAAAGGGCAAGUACAGCAAGGGUGCGAGUGGCUACGGAGGUUACGGUUAUUGAAUAGAGGUCGGAAGGAAAAGGCCUUUAUUGCGUGUAGACACCCGCUGGAAACUACAACUACAACUUGUUGAGUACUUUACUUUUCUCUCACUCGCGUGAUUGAAAUCGGCUUUGUCUACUGUGCCUCUAUCUACAGUAUCCUCUUUAGCGCAGUAGCAUUUGAUGCGGCCACGAAAGAGGGCAAAAAUUGUCUCACUUCGUUUUUUUAAGCACGACUUGUUUCUUCUUCUUUCCUUUCCUUCAUCAUAUCGGAGCUUUGUUGCAAUUUCAUUUCCAAUGAAGUUCGACAUUUUGACUUUCCUGUGCACAACUGGUUUCUAAUUUUACUCUCUCAUAAUUCUCCCACGAUGAUGGCUCUUCUAGUGGGAAGAUUCUUCUAGGACUCGAAGUGCAAGACAAACAAGCCCCGACUCUUGAAGUGAAAGAUGCGAGUGGGCUUCUUGAAGUGGUG